UCUCUCCAUCCGUCCGAGGCUUGUGCGCCUCUUCCAUGUCACUGGGGGCCACGUGGAGCUCUCUACUGACCCCUCCCCGCGGGGGUUGCUGGGAUCCUCGCCUUUCUCAGGCCCUCGUCCGGCGCAAGAGAGGUUUCUUCCCCCACGCACCCACCCUUGCCAUUCUCCGCGCACCCUUUCGUGCCUUGCAUGUAGUGACAGAAGAAGGAUGCCACAGAGACACCCGGGCAGCUCCUAGAAAUCAGAGGGUGCAGUAAGACGGAUCCAAAAACAAAAUUAAAUUGUCCACAGAGAAGAUGACUCUUGUUUUUGUAUUGCAAUGGGCAGGACUUCCUCUCGGGAUAAAGAGAAGUUCCAGUUGACCAACAUGGCCAAAGAUGAGAAAAAGCUCUUGAUUGAAUAUAACAAGAUGAGGGACCCUGGAUGCUGGUUGGAAGGAAAGAGCGAAACGGCCUGGCUCAGGCCUCAGAGGAGACAUUAUCCCUUUUCUAACCGCAAUUCGGCAGAGAUUUUUAAAAUAGUGAAGCAUGAGUACAUCAGUGACAGGGCCUCCUGGAUAACAAUAGGCCCUCCUGAAAAUAAGGAAAAGAGGCAUUUCCCGGAAAAAAGCCAUGCUAUCUUUGGAUGAUGUGCUCCUCAAAGGCUGUUUCUCCUGGAGUGCUGGGCAUUUCUCAGGAGCAAAUAAACAAUUAUAAUACUGUCCGUGUUUGAAUUAAAUUGGUUACCAAAAAAUUUAAUAGUUUGAAAAUAAGUUAUGUAAAAUAUG
Messenger RNA from Podarcis raffonei (Aeolian wall lizard), 766 nucleotides. RefSeq names its product spermatogenesis associated 45 (gene SPATA45). NCBI's taxonomy places the organism in Eukaryota, Metazoa, Chordata, Lepidosauria, Squamata, Lacertidae. The transcript is spliced from 3 exons. Bases 320 to 628 code for a protein of 102 amino acids. The record is from RefSeq and is a predicted model, not a curated record.